Messenger RNA from Penicillium cataractarum, 1419 nucleotides. Its product is annotated as protein fluG. The record is from RefSeq and is a predicted model, not a curated record. The transcript has a single exon. NCBI's taxonomy places the organism in Eukaryota, Fungi, Ascomycota, Eurotiomycetes, Eurotiales, Aspergillaceae. Bases 1 to 1419 code for a protein of 472 amino acids. Gene Ontology annotation, molecular function: glutamine synthetase activity.
AUGUCUUCCAAAGACCUCGAGCUUCUCAAAAAGUUCUUCGCUCAGAAUUAUGGCGUAAAAUUUAUCCGCCUGCACUGGGUCGAUUACUCCGGGGUUCUGCGCACUCGAAUCAUCCCCAGAGCACGAUCCAUCCGUCUGGCCGCAGGUAGCGACACAUACCACCUCGCCCAGAACUGCAUGAUAUGCCCCAUUUCCACCUCUCCGCGAUGCUUCCCCUUAGAAGUGGAAGACUGGACGCUCUAUCCAGACUGGACAUCGCUGAUGCUCUGCGAUUUCGCGCCCACCCACGCCUCAGUGAUGUGCGCCACCGGGCACAAUGGUACCACCACCAGGAACCCAAACCCAGAGCACCUCGCCCGAUGUCCCAGGACCCUCCUCCAGACGGUCUUACACAAUUUCUACGCCGACUACCCCCGGUUCCAAGACGGUCUACUGCUCGGGUUCGAAAUCGAGUUCGUCUUGUUGGACGAGUCGUCGAAUCUUGCGAGUUCCCUGGACCGCAUGGUCGGGUACUCCCUAACGGCGGGGAUACGCGCAGAGAAUCUGGCCAUCCUCGAAGAGAUCGUGACUGCGCUGGAGUUCGCCGGGGUAGAGAUCUAUCAUCUCCACACGGAGACGACGGAUCAGUUGGAGAUUGCCCUGUCGCCGAUGGCACCAGUGCGGGCGGUUGACGCGCUGAUGAUGGCGCAGGAGACUAUUCGUACGAUCUGUAUCCGGCAUGGAAGACGGGCGUGUAUGGCUCCCCGUCCGACGCUUCUGAGCUCCGGACCGCUGAAUGGGUGUCACGUUCAUCUGUCGUUGAAUCCGGCUUCUAGCCCGAAUUCGCUGAUGAAUGUGACGGAAGAGGGGCAGAUCAUGGAGGACCAGGAAGAACAGGCGAACAGUGCGGACUAUGCAUCCUUUCUCUCGGGGAUCCUGCGCAAGACCAAGGCACUCUGCGCCUUUGGUCUCGCCAACUACGACAGCUACUGUCGGGUCCUGGGGGAUUGCGCAGGGGAAUGGAUCGGCUGGGGAACCCACAACCGCGAGUUCCCUGUGCGCGGAAUGCGGCCGAACAGGUGGGAGAUUCGCUGCUUGGAUACCACGGCAAACGUGUACCUAUUUGUGGCUGCGCUGGUCGCGUCCGGCAUGGAUGGCAUGAAACAGACAACCCCUCUGACGAUCACCGACUGCCCGCUUGCGCCGCAGCUGUAUAGCCCCGAGGAGGCUGAGCGACGGCUCCGUGAAUACGGUAUCACGGAGCGGAUGCCCAAGUCUCUCGAGGUGGCCCUGAAAUGUGUGCAGGAGGAUGAGGAGCUACGUGGAUGGGUCGGUGAAGAGCUCUUCGCGCAGUAUCGCCGCGUGAAGGAUAUUGAGAUCCAGCAUUUCUCGGGCAUGAGCGAUGAAGCGCGCAGGCAGAAGUUUCUGGAUUACUUCUAG